This is a messenger RNA of Corylus avellana, 955 nucleotides long. RefSeq lists its product as uncharacterized. Lineage: Eukaryota; Viridiplantae; Streptophyta; Magnoliopsida; Fagales; Betulaceae. The record is from RefSeq and is a predicted model, not a curated record.
CGCGGCUUUUUCUAUUCUGGAAAAUCCGGUAAGAGGUAGAAGGAAGAACUCAAUUCUCGCUUCCUGGAGGGGGGGAUGGAGCGUAGUCUGUGGGGUCACUUGCCGCUGUUGAUGAGGUCGAACUCGAAGGAGUCGGUGGAAUACAUUCUUCAAGCCCUUUGGAGAACCCGAAAGACCGGCCUCGACGCCGCCGACCGCCUCGUCAUCCGCGAAAUGCUCCAGCUCCAGGACGACUCCGACCUCGACCCUCUUUUGGUGUGCCUUCGGAUGUUGAUCCGCAGGUGUAUUUACGAUAAUGUCGGCAAGGAUGACAUCCAAAAACUGUUUCCCAAUGAAGUAUUGCCUGAGCUACAAAGACUAUUGACGCUUCUGCUGCAAAAGUUUCAACGAGAAUGGCGCGAAGAUCUACUCAAGGACCAGGUUACAUUGCCCCGGUUGAAGGCAAUGACGUGGAAUAUGGCUAACCAGGAUGCAGAAUCGGCCGACCCUGUGGCUGUCAUCAACUUGAAGCUUCAAAAUGAUGCACAGUCUCACUCAGGAGAAUUGGAUGUGAAGUUCCAACUAGCUAAAGAUACUCUACAGACAAUGCUGAGCUCCAUGUACUGUAUAAGAGAUCAGUUGUCUAACAUGGAUGAGACCUCAAACAGGCAUUCAUCCCAAGAAACCAACAUGGUGUAGUUUACAAUAUGCAUGGAAUUCUGUGAUUAAGGAAAUGGAUCUUGAUCAACCACAUGUCCUGUGAGCUGCUCAAGAAAGGCAGAUCCACCUCAAACCUGGCAGUCACCAGCACCUCUUCUAUGUUUCUUCAAGUUGAAAGAUGAACAGUGAAUAUGUGUAAGGUCCUGCUGUUUAGCAUUAGGCACGUGAAAAACUGUAAUUGUAUAUAAUACAAUCUGGGUUCUUUAAUUCUUUAUGACAAAUUCUCAAUGCAAUUAUAUGUCAAUAUUCUGAGGAA